Molecule: messenger RNA, 3151 nt
Organism: Stylophora pistillata
Lineage: Eukaryota; Metazoa; Cnidaria; Anthozoa; Scleractinia; Pocilloporidae
Product: structural maintenance of chromosomes protein 6
Biological process (GO): double-strand break repair via homologous recombination
Cellular component (GO): Smc5-Smc6 complex; site of double-strand break; nucleus
Molecular function (GO): single-stranded DNA binding; damaged DNA binding
Source: RefSeq, a predicted model, not a curated record
UACCCGAGUUGCAAGAGCAUGUGCGCACACUUGAAGCAAAGUUCAUUGCUGUUAAACAAAUCAAAGACAUAAAAGAUCAGACUGAUGAACUCAAAAGGGAGCGUGUCUGGGCAGAAGUCAUUGAGAGUGAAAAGGAAGCUACCAUUAAGGGUGCAUCUGUGGAGAAACUGAAGACUGGUCUUCCAAGGUUUGAUUCAGAGAUUCAAGAAUAUGAGGAGAAAAUAUCAGACAUUGAAGAGCAGGUGAAAGCUGUGGAAAGUGACUUGAAUAAGUUAAUAUCUGAAGCAGAUGGCCUGAAGAAAGUGCAGGAAAAACUCACAGCAAAGUGGAAAGAAAGGAGAUGAAAAACUUUGAAGAAGAACAAAAACAGAAAGAAUUAUUGCUCCAACAGAAAAAGGAAGAACUAGUAAAAUGAAACAGCCAGCUUCAGGAGGUUUUAAAUGGCUUUGCAAACCUGUUGAAGGAAAUAAGUAAAGGAGAAGGGGAUGUCUGCAAAGUGAGUUCAGAUGAACAAGAUCAAAAAAAAAAGAUAAGUAAAUUAGAAAGACAAGUUCAGCAAGUCAGAUCUUCAGCCAACAACAAACUUCUAAUGUUUGGUGACUGGAUGCCAACAUUAGUAAGUGAAAUUGAUGUUGCUGUGUCACAGGGAAGGUUCACAAAGCCUCCAAGAGGUCCGAUUGGGAGGCAUGUCCAUCUUAAGGACAAUAAAUGGAUGAAAGCCAUUGAAUCAUGUCUGGGCAGAUAUGGCUCUGGGUUUGCUGUAUGUAACUUCAGAGACUACAAUGUCCUGAAUGCUAUCAUUAAGAAGUGUUGCAAACAGUUUUUUCCUGUGGUUAUUAUGUGCCCCUUUGAGGAGAAAUUGUAUGAUGUGUCACAACAUAAAACAAGGUGUGAGUUUCCAACAGUGCUCGACAUGGUACAGAUAGAUGAUCCAGUAUUGGCAAAUUGUCUGAUUGACCAGCUCCACAUUGAAAGAACUAUUUUGAUAGAAAACAGGUCACAUGCUACCAAAAUCAUUUUUUCAAGGAAUGCGCCGACUAAACAGGCCUUUACUGCCAGUGGCGACCAUCUCACUGGUGGAGCAUGUGCUAAAUCAACUGUCCCUGUACACAAAUGGAGAAAUUAUUUAUCAUCCACAACGAGUGACAACACAAGUGCCUUAAAGGAACAAAUCGACGCGCAAAGAAAAGACUGCAGUAAACUCGCAGUGCAGAAGAAGCGUCUGGAAAACAAUUUGAUGCAAAAAAGAAAUGAACAGCAAGAAGCAUUCAAGAGAAAAAAGACAUUGCAAGCAAAAGUGGAUAAUCUUAAAAUUGAAAUCAAUGAACUGCAAGAAAGCCUUGAAGAAGCUGUUUCCCUUGACAUUCCAGUUUUGGAAUGCGAGGUAGAGCAGGGCAAUCAACGGGUCGAGGUGCUCAGUGAACAGAGUGAAACUGCACAACAGAAAUUUGCUGAAGCCGUAGCACUGAUGGAAGAGCAAAACAAAAUGAAUGCUGACCACAAGAAUAGAAUUUCGGAGGCACUCCGACAGGCAGAACCUCUCAAGGAAAAGUUGGAAUCUCUAACACUCAGAAAAGAAGAGGAGAAGAUUAGGAAGGAACGCUCUGAUAACAAACGCAGGAAAUUCGAGCAGAAAAUAGAGGAGAUUAAAAAAGAGAAGGAGCACCUGGUUCACUUGGCCGAGCGAAAGGCAGAGAUUGCAAGUGCUCAAUAUAUCCGAGUGGAAACCUCAAGGAGUGUCCAAGAUCUGGAAACAGAAAUUCUGACAAAGGAGAAGUACAUUCGGCAAGAGGAAAAGAACCGUGGAAAGGUCGAAGAUAUUAGGAAAGAGUAUGGAGAAACAAGGGAAAAGUACGCAGAGAUCCUUCAGAAGCGUAAGAAUAUCAAGAGAUAUAACCAGAGAAUAAAAGCUUCCAUGGAGUUAAGAGUGGAAUAUCUUUUUAAGACGAGAAUGUUGUUGGCCUCAAUGACGUCGCAGUUUUUUACACAGCAUUUGAGUCAGAGGGGCUUCAGUGGGUAUAUUUCAUUUGAUCACAAAGAAGAAACCCUCAAGUUGAUUGUUAAUGUCCACAAAGGUCCACAUCAUGUGUAUUCUGAAAGGGAAGUAGACGAAAGCACCUCAAUAAUGAAGUCCUUGUCUGGUGGUGAGAGAUCUGUCUCUACCAUAUCUUAUUUGACAGCCUUGUGGGGAACCAUGGAAUCUCCCUUUAGAUGUCUGGAUGAAUUUGAUGUGUUCAUGGUAAAUGACUCCUUCUGUCCAUUUCUGCGAAAUACGUUGCGCGAGGAUUUAAUGAACCGCAAAGUUAUCAUGGAAAUGGUGUUGGAAAUUGCUAAGUUGCCAUCACAGAAGCAUCGUCAAUUUAUUUUCUUGACUCCCUUAGACUUAAGUGGUAUGCCUUUGGACAAAAACUUAAACAUCAGAAUAUUUGAGAUGGCUGAUCCGGAAAGGUGAAGACGCCUCAGUUGUGACAAGAUACAAAUCAAAAACUGACUCGCACAGUGCAUGAAAUUAUUUGUUUAGAAAAAUGAAUAUAUUCUUUUAGAAUAAAUUUACAUAGAUUCUCAAGCUAUUAACGUACAUUUUUUAAAGAUAGAUAAGUAUUUAUUUUUAUUUAAAAGAAAAUAUAACUGUUUCAGUUUAUAGACAUCUAAUUCAGGAGACAAUAUUUGGUUGCGACUUAAGAAAAAAGAUUCUCCUGCGCAUGCACGACACACGACCUUUGCGUCUGUUACCUUAAGUAGGGAGAAACCUCUAUUGUUUUCUAGUUCAUAGGGUGUCCCUGUGAGAGAGGUUCCUCUUUACUUACUGACACAAGUUAGAUUGUAUCCUCUUCACCUAAAUACAUAUGUUUGUUCAUGUUUUUGUACGUGUUCUAUUUUAGUCUUUCAUCUCAGCCUAAUUCUAUGUCGUAAUUGAAUCAACAAUUCGAUUGAGUCCAUUUAAAACCUUUUCGUUCAGCGGUGAUGGAUGUUGUAAGCUGUCUUGUUCCUAUUUUCGAGAUUUGAAGGAGCACUGACACGCUAAUUGAAAGAGUAAUGGUGUCGUCCUCAGAAAUGUUUAUGCCACCCGUUUUAUCACAGGGGGCCCAUACAAUCUGUUUGUGUAGCCGACCGUUGUUUUAUAGUGAAUAGGGACUUUAAGCAAACCACG